AUGGAUCCUAAAACUCGAGGAAUCAGUACUCACCAAGCAUCUAUCGCUGGACCACAAUGCGUCGAAACAUUGCAGCAGAUGAAAAGCAACAAGGAACUUCUUAAACAGGCCUUUCAUGUAGUAAAAGAAAGCUGUGACCGCUUACUUCCUGCUGACAUUUCUGACCUUGUCCCCUAUGUGGAUACCCCGAUAACGAACAGAGAACCAAGUCCUGAAUUAAAGCAACUAAUAAUAGCUCGUGAAAAAGUAGUCAAAAGGUUGCUAACAGUAACAGAAGAGCUCGAAAAACUACGCCGCAUUUUGACAAAGACAGUGUGGGAACUCAACGACCUUACCGACUUAAAUGUCCAGAAAUUCUGA
Messenger RNA from Schistosoma spindalis, 360 nucleotides. NCBI's taxonomy places the organism in Eukaryota, Metazoa, Platyhelminthes, Trematoda, Strigeidida, Schistosomatidae. The record is from the annotation of a GenBank genome assembly.